Molecule: messenger RNA, 2472 nt
Organism: Ostreococcus tauri
Lineage: Eukaryota; Viridiplantae; Chlorophyta; Mamiellophyceae; Mamiellales; Bathycoccaceae
Product: unnamed product
Exons: 1
Coding region: 1-2472 (823 amino acids)
Molecular function (GO): 2-oxoglutarate-dependent dioxygenase activity
Source: RefSeq, a predicted model, not a curated record
AUGGAGGCGGAGCUGGAGGCGUCGGACGUCGUGGAUGCGAAUGGAUGGUGCGCGCGAUGCGACUGCGACGCGCGCGUCGAACGCGUCGACGCGGGACGUCCGGGAAGGUACGUCGGAAAAUCCAGCGCGAUGGUGUUGAGAGGCGUGACGACGACGGGGAGAGAGGUGAGCGUGAAGGCGUGGUGCGGAAUUCGAGGAGAAUUUCGUCAGCAUGCGAACGCGCCGCCGGUUGAAGAAACGUGCCCGAGCGAGACGGACGCGUCGAUCGGUUCCGUCGAUCGAUCGAGACGCGUCUUGGCGAUCCAUGGUUUGAUUGAAAAGAUGGGAUUCGGUCGAUAUCUAGCCCACACCGAGUUGAAAACGCUCAGGUUUUUCACGCCGAGGGACGAGUACUCGUUCGGCGGGAAGCAAGUCGCGCGCGUCCUCGUCACGGAUUGGGCGCGGGGCGUCGUCGCGACGGACAUCAACGGCGCCAGAGAAGGGGAGAACAAGAUGACGAGGGAGUUAUUUCGCCUGGUCUCUCGACUAAAGCGCGAAGACAUCGUCGCGAUGACGCUGCUUGAUUUUCUGCUCGGAAAUUACGACAGAAAUAUUUUCAACAUGUUCUUCGACGAGGACGACGCGUCGGUGACGCUGAUAGAUAACGAGGACAUGUUCCGACGGUACGAAACGAACUCGGUGACCAUUCCCGGAACGAAUCAUCACUGGCACUUCGUCGAGGGAUACGUCAUCAAGGAAAAGGAAAAAAACGUACCCAGCGAGGAAAAGUGUCGAGCGAAAUCAGCCAACGAAACGAAACCGGCGUGCAUCGUGGAGCUUCAAAACGGGAACUGGCCGCUGACGAUCGGAGCUAUCCUUGACUACAGAUGUUGGGUCAAAGGAGGCGCUGUGCACCGUGAGUAUCCCUCCCAGUUCAGAUCUUUCGUGCGGGAUGUCAUCGAGUCAUCGACGGAAGAAUUGGUUGAAAAGCAUGGCCUCGUCGAGGACGACGUCAUCUUCCUGAAGGAGCGCGCCAACCUAUUGGAUCGUUACGGCUUCGAGGGCGCACUUAAAAUUGUUUUGCUCCAAUCGCAUCGGCAGCACGAUAUUCGUGCGCCGUGCUGUGAUCCCCUGCGGUGCCCGUGGCCCGCGGAUGAGUCGCUCGACGCCGACGAGGAGAUUAACGCUCGACGAACCGAGAUCGCGCACACGGGGCCGUACGUUCGAAAUCAUAACGAAUUGAGCCGGAUCGCACAGAGUUUUAUCGGACCGAAUGAUGCGAGAAGCGUCUCAGCAUUUCUGAAGAUUAUAGAUAGAGAUAAUGAAGCCGACGACGAUCGCAGUGGUAAAGUCGUGGAUGGUCUGGGGGAGAUGCGCGGGCCGACUGUCGAGUCGGUGGAGCAUCACGAUACUCCGCUGUUGGUGUCAUCGAGCGAUAAUAGUUUCGAGUGGAGGCAAAUCGAACGUGUCAGUGCGUCGGCAUUGACGAGCGACGCUUUCGUACGCGAAUACGUCCAGAAAGGCGUGCCCGUGGUGAUCGAACACGCUGACCUCGCCGCUGCGUUGCGUGGUGCGGUGACGCGAGAGGUUAUUUUGGACUUGUGCGGGGACUCGGACCCUGAUUUAGGGUCGAAAAUCGUGCGCCCGAUUCGCGCGAUGGCAAAAUCAAUGAGAGCAACGCAUCCGAGAUUGUUGCAAGAUCUUUCCGAGCGCCUCAAAUCGACACGAGGUUUGUCUCUCGAUGAUACGCUCAACGUUCUCGAAGGCGAGGGUGAGAUCAAAACGCUACGAGACUUUUUCAAUAGUGAGUUCAUGGGUAACGCAAGCGCGAGGACUCACAAGGUAGACUUUUUACACCCAGCCGAUAACUUGUGGCCUCCGAGCGUGCACUCAUGGCACAUUCCUGAACGAUGUCCAGCGCUCGCCGAACACGUGAGAAAGACAGUUGAACAGAGACUUCGCGGCGACUGGUCGUAUGUGUCCGAGAUACUGCACGGAGAGAAUCCCACAGAAUUUCAAAAGUUUAUGCUCUUCGCUAGCGGCGACGGCGUUCGAGCGUAUCACGCGCAUCACCACAAUAAAGCCGCGCAUGUAAUGGUCUUGGUGCUUCAGGGAGUGAAGCGGGCGGUUGUUUGGGAUCGAGCUGACGAUGACAAUUUGUACCCGCUCGAGGCGCGCACCGGCCGGAUGUACAAUCCAAUCUAUAUGGCGAAUGCCUUCAACGUCGACUUGAACAAACAACCGAAAAUCGCGCAAUCGCACGGCUUCGGUGCAAUCGUCAAGGCGGGAGAUAUUCUAUUCAUGCCGUGCGGUUGGAUCCACUCCUUUGAAAAUGUUGGCGAAACAAUCCAGCUCGUGUGGUCGCCGACGAUCAAGUAUCACAAGGGCGAGCAAUCCAUCGUUCCAAUUUUGGAAGAUGGCGAGGCAAAGUAUUGUCCCAAUGAGAACGGCCGCGAAGGGUACAGGAGAAACUACAAGGCAUCAGCGGAGUAA